AUGCAUGGCAAAGUCCAGUCACCCUGUUACCCGCAACCCUACCCGCCCAAUAUAACGAAGCAGUGGAACCUGAGGGUGCCAGAAGGUUAUCAACUACGUCUCACCUUCACCCACCUGGACAUUGUUGCGUCUGCACGCUGCUGCUACGACAGCAUUACAGUAUUUUAUGGCAAAAGGAUCCUCGGGAAGUUUUGUGGCCAUGAGAACUCUACAACUAUCUUGUCUCCGGGAAAUAGACUCACCCUCGUGUUCCAAGCAGGAAGCAGCAACAACAAAGGACAGAACGUGGGCUUCUCGGCUUACUACCAGGCUAUGGAUGGAUGUGAAAUAUUACAAGAGAGUUCAAAAGCUGUGCGUUCAAUUCCUUUCUCAAGCUUUCCUUGUAGUGUUCAUCUCCUUUGUCCAUUGCAAGUAUCCUGCGGCAGGGAUAUAUUUCACGAAGCAGAAGGGCACCUGUCCAGCCCAGGAUACCCCAACUCACCCCCUCACACCGUAUCCUGUCAGUACGUAAUCUCUGUGAAACCUGGCUUCGCAAUCUCUCUCAACUUCAACGACAACUUCCACAUUGAGAGCACAUCAAUAGCACAGGACGUAGUCUGUCAUCAUGACUGGCUUCAGGUGACCAUCUCAGGCAGUGAUCCCUUCAGGGUGUGUGGUAUGAGGAGCCCAGCAAUGAUAGGUACAAUGUCCAACAGGGUCACUCUGGACUACCACUCGGAUGGCAAAGCCCCAAAUACCAGCUGGAGUUUGGACUACAGGACACACAGAGUCAGGUGUCAGCAUCCUGGAAGGGUUACCAAUGGUAUAGUCCCACAUAUAUGGACAGACUUCUUCUAUGGCGAUUACAUCAUUGUGCAAUGUGACCAAGGACACAAGCUGAUGAUGGAUGGUCAAGAGUUGCAGAGUUUCUCAACAAGGUGCCAACAGAAUGGAAUGUGGGAUCGCCGCCUGCCAGAAUGCCAACAAGUAGUAACAUGUGAAAAACCGGAAACAUUGCAGAAUGGAUGGAUGAAGUACUUAUCUGGUUCUCACAAUGAGUACCAGUCUGUCAUCCAAUAUGGCUGUAAUUCACCAUUUUAUACUCUCCAAGUUGACAAUAAUGUUACAUUCACGUGCCAAGUGGACGGACAGUGGAAGUCAAAUAUGGGAAAUAUUGUCACCCCUAUAUGCACAUCAGGUAAUGUUGGAUUGGCUCCUGAAGGCUCCAUUCCGUGGCAAGUGCACAUCUCUUCACAUGGAUCGAGAGCAGGUGCAGUGGUGAUUAGUGACCGCUGGCUCAUGACUGCAGCACACUGGCUGAUCCAUUUUGAAGAAGAAGAUCUGAAGCUGCAGAUAUUUAUUGGACAUACGGACAUAUACUCAAUGCUGGGCUCACCUUUAUCGGCUGCUUCAUUCCACAUCCACCCUGGUUUUGACACAAGUGACAGGUUCAACUUCAACAAUGACAUCGCCUUGAUCAAACUGAACGACGCACUUACUUUCAAUGGAUCUGUAAUGCCGUUGUGCUUACCAACAGAUGAGGCCCUAUACAACAGCGGCAAUUUGGGAGUGACUUCAGGCUUUGGCAUGAUCAUGAGUGACAGUAAGUUUAGGAUUUCAAAUGAGCUAGUGUACACGCACAUCCCCGUGGUUGGCCAGGACACGUGUCAAGAUUCAUUCAAAGAGAUCUUCACACGGAAACGCUCGGACCUCUUCCCAUCACUGACCAACAACAUGUUUUGUGCUGGACACCCUAACCGUGGGAAUGACUUGUGCCAUGCUUUCAGUGGUGGACCCUUCGCCGUGCAAUACAACGGCUCCUACUGGGCUGCAGGCAUUAUCAGCUGGGGGGUUGGCUGCGGUGUGUCGGGGAGCUAUGACGUACAUACCAAAGUUAUCAACUAUAUGGACUGGGUCAGAAGAACAAUGCAGGAAAACUGA
Nerophis lumbriciformis (worm pipefish) is the source of this 1920-nucleotide messenger RNA. Lineage: Eukaryota; Metazoa; Chordata; Actinopteri; Syngnathiformes; Syngnathidae. The record is from RefSeq and is a predicted model, not a curated record.